AUGUAUAUCCCAGCCCUCCUGACCGCGGCGUUCGUCCUGCUCGCCUUCGCCAGCGAGCAAGCUACCCAAGGCGAAGAAUGCGGCGAAUGUGGCGACCACCUGCAGAACUACGGCGGCGGAGGAGGCCAUGGAGGUGGAAGUGGACGCUACAACUAUGACAGCUACACCGGAGGACGCGGUCAAAUCGGUCAACAUGCUUCCUGGGGCCAAGGCGGUGGACGCGGUGGGUACGGUGGCGGAUUUACGAACCGUCGUGUUGGUGGAGGAGGAGGAGGAGGAGGAGGAGGAGGUAGGAGUGGAGGAAGGGGUGGAAAUGGUGGUGGAAAUGGUGGUGGAAAUGGUGGUUACAACUUCCACAGUUCAUGUAAAGAUGGCCAGACGGGUUCUUGGGAUGGCCACCAGAUGAGAUGUAAUGAACAGCAGUGGCAGUACCACGUCAACGGCCAAUGGCACACCUGGUCAAGCAGCUCCCAAAGCUACAACUACCAAAGCUCCGACGAAUACGGCAACCACAACAGCGGCUCCCACAGCUCCCACACCGCCAACACCGCCGGCGGCUUCUACAAGGGUUCCUUCAGUGUCUCCAACCAAAUCCCCCUCCACUUCGACAACGACCAAUACUCCAUCCCCCUCAACACACUCUACCCCUACGACACAACCUGCAGCCAAAUCAAGUUCCCCGACAACGACCCUUGCGAAGACUGCGAGUGGCAGAUUCAGAAGGUGCAGUGCCAGGCGUUCUCGGAUCCGCAGGGAAAGAAGCCGGUUGGGGAUUUGUUUGGGUAUAACAAUGGGUGUGAUUUCGGGACGCCGACCAAGGUUUUUGCCGUGUUGUGUACGGUUUCCUAA
Molecule: messenger RNA, 849 nt
Organism: Fulvia fulva
Lineage: Eukaryota; Fungi; Ascomycota; Dothideomycetes; Mycosphaerellales; Mycosphaerellaceae
Exons: 5
Coding region: 1-849 (282 amino acids)
Source: RefSeq, a predicted model, not a curated record